This is a messenger RNA of Piliocolobus tephrosceles (Ugandan red Colobus), 14591 nucleotides long. RefSeq names its product vacuolar protein sorting-associated protein 13B. The transcript is spliced from 62 exons. Bases 813 to 12761 code for a protein of 3982 amino acids. Lineage: Eukaryota; Metazoa; Chordata; Mammalia; Primates; Cercopithecidae. The record is from RefSeq and is a predicted model, not a curated record.
UCUUUGACCAUCCCUCCCCCGCCCCUCAUCAGCAAACUAGGGAGUACUUCACCAUUGCUUUGUGAAAAUAACAGAAUGCGAGAGCUUGUCUAUACAUUUGGCCAAAACGCGUCCUCCAACAGUGUACGUCCUAAUCCCUUCAAUUAUCUUCCCACAUCCACCCUCUUUCCAGCAAAUAAACCUCGGAACUAAGUUGAAAUCUGUCACUUACUUCGCUCCUCCUACCAGCGGCCUAUUGCUUCUGCCCUCCCCAGUGAACCCAACCUAGUUCCUCUUCCCAGUCCUCCCAUUUCUCAAGAAAGACAACCACCUCUGUUUUUUUCAGGGCUUUAAGUGCUAGGUGUGGUUUCUUCCUCGGCAUCCAACCAGCGACCCUCCCCACCCAGGACAGACUUCCACCUCGGGAACCGCCGACCGCGCAGCGGCCCCAGCACCCGCAGCCACCCUUUCCCCGGAGCGCCACUUCCGGAUCUCGGGUGUUUCCCCUUUACGGUUCCCCCCACCCCCUCAGACACCUCCUAGAUCUUUAUACUAACUAGCAGGGUCGCAGCUGGGACCCUGGCUAGCCGAACGCAACAGUCCUUCUCCACGAAGAGGCGCAGAGUAGCUUCUCUAGCCUGAGAAAUUCGGUCCGGCUGCGUAGAGUGGCGGCCGUGGAGGGACACUUUGUUUUGAACACCAAGUAGGGCACACCCGGAAGUGGCGCGGUACAGGAGCAGCGCUGCCGGCGGGGGUGGGUGCCAGGGACCUGGAGGUGGAGGGGACGCGGCGGUACUCUGGCGUCUUCCGACUUUGACUCCUUACCUUAAAAGAUGCUGGAGUCAUAUGUAACUCCAAUUUUAAUGAGCUAUGUGAAUCGCUACAUCAAGAACUUAAAGCCGUCAGAUCUACAGCUUUCACUAUGGGGUGGAGACGUGGUACUUAGCAAGCUCGAGUUAAAGUUGGAUGUGCUGGAACAGGAACUGAAAUUACCAUUCACUUUUUUAAGUGGACAUAUUCAUGAAUUAAGGAUUCAUGUACCAUGGACAAAACUGGGUUCAGAACCAGUGGUAAUUACCAUCAAUACUAUGGAAUGCAUUUUGAAACUUAAGGAUGGGAUACAGGAUGACCAUGAAAGCUGUGGUUCUAAUUCCACAAACCGUAGUACUACUGAGAACACAAAAUCAUCAAUCAAACCACGGAGAAUUCAGCAGGCUGCUCCUACAGAUCCUGACUUACCACCAGGUUAUGUGCAGAGUCUGAUUAGACGAGUUGUAAAUAAUGUAAACAUUGUGAUAAAUAAUCUCAUAUUAAAAUAUGUUGAAGACGAUAUCGUUCUUUCAGUCAACAUCACUUCUGCAGAAUGUUAUACAGUAGGUGAAUUAUGGGAUCGUGCAUUCAUGGAUAUUUCUGCAACUGAUUUGGUGCUGAGAAAGGUUAUCAAUUUUUCUGACUGUACAGUUUGUCUUGAUAAACGGAAUGCCAGUGGUAAAAUAGAAUUUUACCAGGAUCCUUUAUUGUACAAAUGUUCCUUCAGAACUCGUCUUCAUUUUACAUAUGAUAACCUAAAUUCCAAGAUGCCAUCUGUUAUUAAAAUUCAUACUUUAGUAGAAAGUUUGAAACUUUCUAUCACAGAUCAACAACUGCCUAUGUUUAUUCGUAUAAUGCAACUUGGAAUUGCUCUUUACUACGGAGAAAUAGGCAGUUUCAAAGAAGGCGAAAUAGAGGACCCUACUUGUCAUAAUAAAGAUAUGCUAGGAAACAUUACAGGUUCUGAAGAUGAAACAAGAAUAGAUAUGCAAUAUCCUACUCAGUAUAAAGGUCAAGAGUUACAUUCACAGCAAGAUGAGGAGCAGCCACAGGGAUGGGUAUCAUGGGCCUGGUCGUUUGUGCCUGCAAUUGUGAGUUAUGACGAUGGCGAGGAAGACUUUGUUGGAAAUGAUCCUGCAUCAACCACGCAUCAGCAAAAAGCACAGGCUUUGAAGGAUCCUAUUGUUUCUAUAGGAUUUUAUUGCACAAAGGCAACGGUGACUUUCAAACUCACAGAAAUGCAAGCUGAGAGUAGUUAUUACAGUCCACAGAAAGUAAAAUCUAAAGAAGUAUUGUGUUGGGAACAAGAAGGAACUACAGUUGAGGCCCUUAUGAUGGGAGAACCUUUCUUUGACUGCCAGAUUGGGUUUGUUGGUUGCAGAGCCAUAUGCCUUAAAGGAAUUAUGGGUAUUAAAGAUUUUGAAGAGAAUAUGAAUAGAAGUGAAACUGAAGCCUGUUUCUUCAUUUGUGGUGAAAAUUUGAGUACUAAAGGUUUCACAUACCUUACAAAUUCAUUGUUUGAUUACCGAAGCCCAGAAAAUAAUGGUACUCGUGCAGAAUUUAUCUUGGAUUCAACUCAUCAUAAGGAGACAUACACUGAGAUAGCUGGAAUGCAACGGUUUGGGGCUUUUUAUAUGGAUUACCUGUAUACAAUGGAGAACACUAGUGGCAAAGGUUCCACAAAUCAACAAGACUUUUCUUCAGGGAAAAGUGAAGAUUUGGGAACAGUUCAGGAGAAGUCCACCAAAAGCCUUGUUAUAGGUCCUCUUAAUUUUCGUUUGGAUAGCAGUGCGGUGCAUAGGAUUUUGAAAAUGAUUGUUUGUGCCUUGGAACACGAAUAUGAACCAUAUAGCAGGCUAAAAUCAGAUAUUAAGGAUGAAAAUGAAACAAUACUGAAUCCUGAAGAGGUGGCUUUUCUGGAGGAAUAUAUUCCUACUCGACAUACAAGUGUUACUCUCCUCAAAUGUACCUGCACAAUUUCCAUGGCUGAAUUCAACUUGCUGGACCAUUUGCUACCUGUCAUUAUGGGAGAAAAGAACUCAAGUAACUUCAUGAAUACUACAAACUUCCAAUCUCUUCGGCCUUUGCCAUCCAUUCGAAUAUUGGUGGAUAAAAUUAAUGUGGAACAUUCAGUGCCGAUGUAUGCUGAACAGUUGGUGCAUGUGGUCAGCAGCCUUACUCAGCCUUCUGAUAACCUGCUUCAUUAUUGUUAUGUACACUGCUAUCUUAAGGUUCAAACUUUGCAUUUUGGGACUCUAUAUAAAUCUUUAGAUCCAGCUGUUGCUGAGAAUAUUCUUCCAAUUGCUAUGAGGACCAAAAGAUCUCAGAUUGCUAUAACUGAAGGUAUAUUUGAACUUCCAAAUCUCACAAUUCAAGCUACAAGAGCACAGACACUUCUCUUGCAAGCAAUAUAUCAAAGUUGGUCUCAUCUUGGAAAUGUCAGCUCUUCCUCAGUGAAUGAAGCUUUGAUAAAUGAAGUCUUCCUAAGUACAGGUGUGAAAUCUAAGAAUCUCCUGCCAACUCUUGAAGGCUCAAUCCAGAAUGUUGAAUUGAAGUACUGCAGCACAUCAUUGGUCAAAUGUGCCUCUGGGACCAUGGGAUCAAUAAAAAUUUGUGCCAAAGCCCCAGUUGAUAGUGGAAAAGAGAAGUUGAUUCCCUUGCUUCAGGGUCCUUCCGACACUAAAGACCUUCAUGGCACCAAGUGGCUCAACGAGAGUAGAAAGCCAGAGUCUCUCUUAGCUCCAGAUUUGAUGGCCUUCACAAUCCAAGUUCCACAAUAUAUUGACUACUGCCACAAUUCUGGUGCUGUACUUCUUUGCAGUAUACAAGGACUAGCAGUUAAUAUUGACCCAAUCUUAUAUACAUGGCUCAUCUAUCAGCCUCAGAAACGAACAAGUAGACAUAUGCAACAGCAGCCUGUGGUAGCUAUUCCUCUUGUUAUGCCAGUUUGUAGAAGGAAAGAGGAUGAGGUGUCUAUUGGAAGUGCACCCUUGGCAAAGCAGCAAUCAUAUCAGGCCUCUGAAUAUGCCAGCAGCCCUAUAAAAACAAAAACGGUAACAGAAUCCCGCCCAUUGUCAGUUCCUGUUAAAGCCAUGUUGAAUAUAUCUGAAAGCUGUAGAAGUCCUGAAGAAAGAAUGAAGGAAUUUAUUGGAAUAGUUUGGAAUGCAGUGAAGCAUCUCACACUCCAGCUUGAAGUACAAUCUUGUUGUGUGUUUAUUCCAAAUGAUAGCCUGCCUUCCCCAAGUACAAUUAUAUCUGGUGACAUUCCUGGAACAGUGAGAAGUUGGUACCAUGGACAAACCAGUAUGCCGGGAACACUUGUCCUCUGUUUGCCUCAAAUAAAGAUUAUUAGUGCUGGGCACAAGUAUAUGGAACCUCUGCAGGAGAUUCCAUUUGUUAUCCCACGACCCAUCCUUGAAGAAGGUGAUGCUUUUCCUUGGACGAUGAGCUUACAUCAUUUCAGCAUAUAUACCCUUCUUGGAAAACAAGUGACACUUUGCCUAGUGGAACCUAUGGGUUGCACCUCCACUCUAGCUGUCACGUCUCAAAAAUUACUUGCUACGGGACCUGAUACACGACAUUCAUUUGUUGUCUGUCUCCAUGUUGACCUAGAGUCACUAGAGAUAAAAUGCUCUAAUCCCCAGGUCCAGCUUUUCUAUGAACUAACUGAUACCAUGAAUAAGGUCUGGAAUAAGAUUCAGAAGAGAGGCAAUCUCAACCUAUCUACAACCUCUCCAGAGACCAUGGCAGGGCCUGUUCCUACUUCUCCAGUUAGAAGCAGUAUAGGCACAGCUCCUCCAGAUACCAGCACAUGCAGCCCAUCUGCUGACAUUGGGACUACUACUGAGGGAGAUUCUAUACAAGCAGGUGAGGACUCACCAUUCUCAGAUUCUGUCACCUUGGAACAAACUACAAGUAAUAUUGGCGGAACCAGUGGACGUGUUAGUUUAUGGAUGCAGUGGGUGCUUCCCAAAGUUACUGUAAAGCUCUUUGCUCCAGAUCCUGAAAAUAAAGGCACAGAGGUUUGUAUGGUGUGUGAACUAGAAGAUCUCAGUGCUUCUAUAGAUGUCCAGGAUGUAUAUACCAAAGUGAAAUGUAAAAUAGAGAGUUUCAAUAUUGAUCACUAUAGAAGCAGGCCAGGGGAAGGUUGGCAGUCAGGACAUUUUGAAGGAGUAUUUCUACAAUGCAAAGAAAAAUCUGUGACAACUACAAAACUUCUAGAUGGCACUCAUCAGCAGCAUGGAUUCCUCUCUCUGACAUACACAAAAGCUGUAACAAAAAAUGUCCGCCACAAGUUAACAUCAAGAAAUGAGCGAAGAAGUUUUCAUAAGUUAUCUGAAGGCUUAAUGGAUGGUUCUCCUCAUUUUCUUCAUGAAAUUCUUCUUUCAGCACAAGCUUUUGAUAUUGUUCUUUAUUUUCCUUUACUUAAUGCCAUUGCAAGUAUAUUUCAAGCAAAACUACCAAAGACCCAAAAAGAGAAAACAAAAUCUCCUGGUCAGCCCAUGAGGACCCAUACGCUGACAUCCCGCAAUUUACCUUUGAUUUAUAUCAACACAAGUGUAAUCAGAAUUUUUAUUCCAAAAACAGAAGAAAUGCAGCCAACUGUUGAAGUUAAUCAGGCAGCAAAAGAAGACACCGUGGUUUUGAAGAUUGGCUCUGUUGCCAUGGCUCCCCAGGCUGACAAUCCCCUUGGCAGAUCUGUCCUUAGGAAAGAUAUUUACCAGAGAGCCUUGAACUUAGGAAUUCUUCGAGAUCCUGGAUCAGAAAUCGAAGACAGACAAUACCAAAUAGACCUGCAGUCUAUCAAUAUAGGUACUGCACAGUGGGAUCAACUAAAACCAGAGAAGGAAAGUGUCUCAGGAGGGGUGCUAACAGAGACUGAAAGGAAUUCUCAAAAUCCAGCCCUAGAGUGGAAUAUGGCCAGCAGCAUACGGCGGCAUCAAGAAAGGAGAGCAAUUUUGACUCCCAUUUUGACAGAUUUUUCUGUCCGAAUAACUGGAGCACCGGCUAUCAUUUUCACCAAAAUCAUUUCUCCAGAAAAUCUGCAUACUGAGGAGAUUUUAGUGUGUGGCCAUUCCUUAGAAGUGAAUAUAACCACAAACCUGGACUUCUUCCUAAGUGUGGCUCAAGUUCAACUCUUACAUCAGUUAAUAGUAGCAAAUAUGACUGGACUGGAACCAUCAAACAAGGCUGCGGAGAUCUCUAAACAAGAACAGAAAAAAGUGGAUACAUUUGAUGGAGGCAUGGCUGAAACCUCAUCUCGGUACAGUGGUGCUCAGGAUAGUGGAAUUGGCAGUGACAGUGUUAAAAUCAGGAUAGUGCAAAUAGAGCAGCACAGUGGUGCCAGCCAGCAUCGCAUUGCCCGUCCCUCACGCCAGUCAUCAAUUGUAAAAAAUCUAAAUUUUAUUCCCUUUGACAUAUUUAUCACUGCAAGUAGAAUCUCACUAAUGACCUAUUCCUGUAUGGCCUUAUCCAAAUCGAAAUCACAAGAACAGAAGGAUAAUGAAAAAAAAGACAAGAGUUCAUUAAAUCUCCCAGAAGUUGAUUCAGAUGUUGCUAAGCCCAACCAGGCAUGUAUUUCCACGGUGACAGCAGAAGAUCUCUUAAGGAGCAGCAUUUCUUUUCCUUCAGGGAAAAAAAUAGGGGUCCUCUCUCUUGAAAGUAUUCAUGCAUCCACAAGGUCAUCUGCUAGACAAGCACUUGGUAUAACUAUUGUUCGGCAGCCUGGUCGAAGAGGAACUGGUGACUUACAGCUAGAACCUUUUCUGUACUUUAUUGUGUCCCAGCCUUCCUUGCUUGUGAGUUGUCACCACAGAAAGCAGCGAGUGGAAGUAUCCAUUUUUGAUGCUGUGCUUAAAGGGGUGGCCUCUGAUUACAAAUGUACAGAUCCUGGGAAGACUCUGCCUGAAGCCCUUGAUUAUUGCACUGUUUGGCUACAGACAGUGCCUGGAGAAAUAGACAGCAAAAGUGGUAUUCCACCUUCCUUUAUAACACUGCAGAUUAAAGACUUUCUGAAUGGACCAGCGGAUGUCAAUUUGGAUAUAUCAAAGCCUUUGAAAGCAAACCUGAGUUUUACCAAAUUGGAUCAGAUACACCUUUUUUUAAAGAAGAUAAAAAAUGCACACAGUUCAGCACAUAAUGAAGAGACUUCAGCCAUGUCCAACACCAUGGUGAAUAAGGAUGAUCUUCCAGUCUCCAAAUAUUACCGUGGAAAGUUGUCUAAACCCAAAGUUCAUGGUGAUGGAGUGCAAAAGAUUUCAGCUCAAGGAAACAUGUGGAGAGCUGUUUCCUGCUUUCAAAAAAUUUCUGUUCAAACUACUCAGAUUGUGAUCUCCAUGGAAACUGUACCCCAUACCAGUAAACCAUGCCUGUUAGCAUCUCUCUCAAACCUCAAUGGAAGCCUUAGUGUCAAAGCAGCACAAAAAGUACCUGGCAUAAUUCUUGGAUCAUCAUUUCUACUCGCUAUAAACGAUUUUCUCCUUAAAACAAGUCUCAAAGAAAGAAGCCGCAUUCUAAUAGGACCAUGUUGUGCUACUGCCAAUCUGGAAGCUAAAUGGUGUAAACACAGCGGCAAUCCAGGCCCGGAGCAAUCCAUACCAAAAAUAUCCAUUGACUUAAGAGGAGGUCUGCUACAGGUCUUCUGGGGUCAAGAACAUUUGAAUUGUUUAGUUCUUCUGCAUGAAUUACUCAAUGGAUACCUUAAUGAGGCGGGAAAUUUUGAAGUACAAGUUUCUGAACCAGUACCUCAAAUGUCAUCUCCUGUGGAAAAGAAUCAGACAUUUAAAAGUGAACAAACUUCAGAUGAUCUACGGACAGGUCUAUUUCAAUAUGUACAGGAUGCUGAAUAUUUGAAAUUGCCUGGGGUCUAUGAAGUCUUAUUUUAUAAUGAAACUGAAGAUUGCCCAGGGAUGAUGUUAUGGAGAUACCCAGAACCUAGAGUGCUCACCCUUGUACGAAUAACUCCUGUGCCUUUUAAUACCACAGAGGAUCCAGAUAUUAGCACAGCAGACCUUGGUGAUGUGCUACAGGUUCCUUGUAGCUUGGAAUACUGGGAUGAACUCCAGAAGGUUUUUGUUGCAUUUAGAGAAUUUAGUCUGUCUGAAAGCAAAGUUUGUGAACUGCAGUUGCCAGAUGUCAAUCUUGUGAAUGACCAGAAGACAUUAGUAUCUUCAGAUCUUUGGAGAAUUGUCUUGAACAGCAGUCAAAAUGGAGCUGAUGACCAAAGCUCUACAAGUGAGUCUGGUUCUCAAAGCACUUGUGAUCCACUUGUGACUCCAACAGCCUUGGCUGCCUGUACCAGAGUUGACUCCUGCUUUACCCCAUGGUUUGUCCCAUCCCUUUGCAUUUCCUUCCAGUUUGCUCACCUGGAAUUUCAUCUUUGUCAUCACCUUGACCAACUAGGCACAGCUGCACCACAGUACCUACAGCCAUUUGUUUCUGAUAGAAAUAUGCCAUCUGAACUAGAAUACAUGAUUGUUUCCUUCAGAGAACCACACAUAUAUCUUCGACAGUGGAAUAAUGGUUCUGUCUGUCAGGAGAUCCAGUUCUCAGCUCAAGCAGACUGUAAACUUCUAGAGUGCAGAAAUGUCACUAUGCAAAGUGUGGUGAAACCGUUCAGCAUCUUCGGGCAGAUAGCAGUUUCCAGCGAUGUAGUAGAAAAGCUGCUUGACUGCACCGUGAUAGUUGAUUCUGUAUUUGUAAACGUUGGACAGCAUGUAGUCCAUUCUCUAAACACUGCAAUACAAGCUUGGCAACAGAACAAAUGCCCUGAGGUAGAGGAGUUGGUCUUCAGCCAUUUUGUGAUCUGUAAUGACACACAGGAGACACUGCGGUUUGGCCAGGUGGAUACUGAUGAAAAUAUUCUGCUGGCGAGUCUCCACAGUCACCAGUACAGCUGGCGCUCUCACAAAUCCCCACAGCUGUUACACAUCUGUAUUGAAGGUUGGGGCAACUGGCGUUGGUCAGAGCCUUUCAGUGUGGACCAUGCCGGGACUUUUAUUAGAACAAUUCAGUACAGGGGUCGAACUGCUUCUCUCAUCAUCAAGGUUCAGCGACUCAAUGGAGUACAAAAACAGAUUAUCAUCUGUGGAAGACAGAUCAUCUGUAGUUACUUGUCUCAAAGCAUAGAGCUAAAAGUCGUUCAGCAUUACAUUGGUCAAGAUGGACAAGCUGUAGUUCGGGAACAUUUUGACUGCCUCACAGCCAAACAGAAACUGCCUUCAUAUAUACUAGAAAACAAUGAACUGACAGAGCUGUGUGUGAAGGCUAAAGGAGAUGAAGACUGGUCAAGAGAUGUGCGCCUGGAAUCCAAAGCCCCUGAAUACAGCAUUGUCAUUCAGGUGCCAUCUUCAAACAGUUCCAUUAUUUAUGUCUGGUGCACAGUUUUGACUUUAGAACCCAACUCUCAAGUGCAACAACGAAUGAUUGUGUUCAGCCCUCUUUUUAUCAUGAAGAGUCAUCUUCCAGACCCCAUUAUCAUACAUUUGGAGAAAAGGAGUCUGGGAUUGAGUGAAACACAAAUUAUUCCAGGAAAAGGGCAGGAAAAACCACUGCAAAACAUAGAACCUGACCUUGUACAUCACCUGACAUUCCAAGCAAGAGAAGAAUAUGAUCCUUCAGAUUGUGCAGUUCCCAUCUCAACAUCCCUCAUUAAGCAAAUAGCCACUAAGGUACACCCUAGAGGCACAGUUAAUCAGAUCCUUGACGAAUUCUAUGGGCCAGAAAAGUCGCUUCAACCCAUAUGGCCCUAUAAUAAGAAGGAUUCUGACAGGAAUGAACAGCUAAGUCAGUGGGAUAGCCCAAUGCGAGUGAAGCUGUCAAUCUGGAAGCCAUAUGUUAGAACUUUGUUGAUAGAACUUCUGCCCUGGGCCCUGCUUAUCAAUGAGUCCAAAUGGGACCUCUGGCUAUUUGAAGGAGAGAAAAUUGUUCUACAGGUUCCUGCUGGCAAAAUUAUUAUUCCUCCUAAUUUUCAGGAAGCUUUUCAAAUUGGAAUAUACUGGGCAAAUACAAACACUGUGCACAAGUCAGUAGCAAUUAAACUGGUCCAUAACCUGACAUCUCCAAAGUGGAAAGAUGGAGGUAAUGGUGAAGUUGUGACAUUGGAUGAAGAAGCAUUUGUUGAUACUGAAGUAAGACUUGGUGCUUUUCCAGGACAUCAGAAGUUAUGUCAGUUCUGCAUUUCCUCCAUGGUACAGCAAGGUAUACAAAUUAUUCAGAUUGAAGACAAGACUACAAUAAUCAAUAAUACACCAUAUCAAAUAUUUUAUAAACCACAGCUAUCUGUCUCAAGUCCCCAUUCUGGAAAGGAGUAUUUUCAUGUUCCAGACAGUGCUACUUUUAGCAUUUGCCCAGGUGGAGAGCAGCCUGCUAUGAAAUCCAGCUCCCUUCCUUGCUGGGACUUGAUGCCUGCCAUCAGUCAGUCAGUGCUGGAUGCAUCCCUGCUUCAGAAACAGAUCAUGCUGGGCUUUUCUCCUGCCCCAGGUGCUGACAGCUCACAGUGCUGGAGCCUGCCAGCUAUAGUUAGACCAGAGUUUCCCAGACAGAGUGUGGCAGUACCCCUUGGGAAUUUCCGGGAAAAUGGAUUCUGUACCAGGGCUAUAGUGCUGACAUAUCAAGAACACCUUGGAGUGACUUACUUAACCCUCUCAGAAGACCCUAGUCCUCGAGUAAUUAUCCACAACAGAUGUCCAAUAACAGUGCUUAUAAAGGAAAACAUUAAAGAUAUUCCAAAGUUUGAGGUUUAUUGCAAAAAAAUUCCCUCCGAGUGCUCAAUUCAUCAUGAGCUGUAUCAUCAGAUUUCCAGUUAUCCAGACUGCAAGACCAAAGACUUACUUCCGAGCCUCCUUUUGAGAGUUGAACUGCUAGAUGAAGUAACAACUGAGUGGAGUGAUGCCAUCGACAUCAACAGUCAGGGAACGCAGGUUGUGUUCCUGACUGGCUUUGGCUAUGUGUAUGUGGACACUGUACAUCAGUGUGGCACAGUCUUCAUCACUGUGGCCCCGGAAGGAAAAGCAGGACCUAUUUUAACUAACAGCAAUAGAGCCCAGGAGAAGAUUGUUACAUUCAAAAUGUUUAUCACUCAGUUGAGUCUGGCAGUGUUUGAUGACCUCACCCACCACAAAGCAUCACCUGAGCUUCUGAGACUCACACUGGACAAUGUUUUUCUCUGCAUGGCCCCGGGAGCUGGUCCCCUCCCUGGGGAAGAGCCUGCGGCUGCGUUGUUUGAACUUUACUGUGUGGAGAUCUGCUGUGGGGACCUGCAGCUAGACAACCAGCUUUAUAACAAGUCCAAUUUCCACUUUGCUGUCUUAGUCUGCCAGGGAGAAAAAGCAGAACCCAUUCAGUGUUCUAAAAUGCAGAGUCUCCUCAUAUCUAACAAAGAGCUGGAAGAAUACAAGGAAAACUGUUUUAUCAAACUUUGCAUCACCUUAAAUGAAGGCAAGAGUAUCCUCUGUGAUAUUAACGAGUUCAGCUUUGAAUUAAAACCUGCUCGGUUGUAUGUGGAAGACACAUUUGUAUACUACAUCAAGACUUUGUUUGACACUUACCUUCCUAACAGCAGGUUGGCUGGUCACUCCACGCACCUCUCUGGGGGUAAACAGAUGUUGCCCGUGCAGGUCACACAGCACGCCAGGGCCUUGGUGAAUCCUGUGAAGUUACGGAAACUGGUGAUCCAGCCAGUGAAUUUGCUCGUCAGCAUCCACGCUUCCCUCAAGCUGUACAUAGCCUCAGACCACACUCCUCUCUCCUUCUCGGUGUUUGAAAGAGGACCCAUCUUCACCACUGCGAGGCAGCUUGUGCACGCCCUGGCAAUGCACUAUGCCGCCGGGGCCCUUUUCAGAGCAGGCUGGGUAGUUGGGUCUCUGGAGAUUCUUGGCAGCCCUGCAAGCCUGGUGAGAAGCAUCGGGAACGGCGUCGCCGACUUCUUCAGGCUUCCGUACGAGGGGCUGACCCGGGGCCCCGGAGCCUUCGUGAGUGGCGUCUCCAGAGGGACCACAUCGUUUGUAAAGCACAUCUCCAAAGGUACCCUCACAUCCAUCACCAACCUGGCCACAAGCCUGGCCCGGAACAUGGACCGGCUCUCACUGGAUGAGGAGCACUACAACCGGCAGGAGGAGUGGCGGCGGCAGCUCCCCGAGAGCCUGGGCGAGGGGCUUCGACAGGGCCUGUCCCGGCUGGGCAUCAGCCUGCUUGGUGCAAUCGCUGGUAUAGUCGAUCAGCCGAUGCAGAACUUCCAGAAAACAUCUGAGGCACAUGCUUCAGCAGGACACAAGGCCAAGGGUGUCAUCUCAGGUGUGGGGAAAGGAAUCAUGGGGGUGUUCACAAAGCCCAUCGGAGGAGCUGCUGAGCUGGUGUCACAGACUGGUUAUGGUAUUUUACAUGGAGCUGGACUUUCUCAGCUUCCCAAACAGCGCUAUCAGCCAAGUGAUCUACAUGCUGACCAGGCUCCAAACAGCCAUGUCAAAUAUGUCUGGAAAAUGCUUCAGUCUCUGGGCAGACCAGAAGUCCACAUGGCCCUGGAUGUGGUUCUGGUGAGGGGCUCAGGCCAGGAGCAUGAAGGGUGCUUGCUGCUGACAUCAGAAGUGCUCUUCGUGGUGAGUGUCAGUGAGGACACACAGCAGCAGGCUUUCCCCGUCACAGAAAUCGACUGUGCACAGGACAGCAAGCAGAACAGCCUACUCACAGUGCAGCUGAAGCAGCCAAGAGUGGCCUGUGAUGUGGAGGUAGAUGGAGUCCGAGAGAGACUGUCAGAGCAACAGUACAACAGACUUGUGGACUACAUCACAAAGACAUCUUGUCACCUGGCCCCUAGCUGUCCUUCCAUGCAAAUACCAUGCCCUGUGGUGGCUGCCGAACCUCCCCCCUCCACUGUUAAAACAUACCAUUACUUGGUUGAUCCGCAUUUUGCUCAGGUCUUCCUUAGUAAAUUUACCAUGGUGAAAAAUAAAGCCCUGAGGAAAGGGUUUCCUUGAGUCCCCUCUGAGGUAUUGAUUCCUACUUGUGUGAUUUAGUUUUUGGGUUUCUUUGAGACAGGGUCUCACUACAUUGCCCAUGCUGACAUCAAAUUCUGUGGUUCAAGCAAUCCUCCCACCUCAACCCACAAGUAGCUAGGACUGCAAGCACAUGCCACCAUACAGGGCUGCAUUUUUUUUAAAAAAAGCCUAGGCAGCUCUAACAUCUGAUAUGGACACAAGGCCAAUGGUUUCCUUAUUUAAAUCCUUACCUCUAAAAGAUACUUCAAAGUGACAAAAACGUGUUCCUUUCCCACUUACAGACAAUGAUUAGCAGGUCCCUUACCACAUACAGAGGAUGCAUUUCUUUUUGCUCUAUGACACUUGCAAAAUUUUCUACUGUAAUUUGGAUCUAUUAACUCUCUGUUCCAUCAUAGAAUGUGGCCAGGCCUUACAAUGGAGAGCCAGAGUUAAAACUUAAAAGAAGUUUCUUAUGUUUUUGGGCCGAGUCACCACGUUUGCCUCAUGCUCUUUGGUCUGCAAAGGCCUAGGAUUCUUUAAAUGAAAUGCUUAGGACUUUGCGGCUUAUUACAUUUGUCACUUAACUGCAAUGCUGUUCUUUGAUUGAAAGCUAUGUGUAUUUUCUCUGAAGUCUGCAUUUUACCAAAAUUUACAAAACCGUCUGAUUACUGUCCAGGUACAUUUUAGAAAAAGUGUUUUUCCAGUUUGUGUUUUACUAAGCAAACUUUGAGUAAAUCCUUUGUCCUAUAUUGAAUCCAGUACCAAAGUGCUCAGGUGAGUUUCUCUAGUUCCAUAAACAAAACAUACAUAGUGGGAACUCCCUGGUAUGCCGUAGAGCACACAAGAACCCCAAUAUUAAUGCUAAUAAUUAUACCAGUCCAUUUCGUUUAUUCUGUGGAAUUGACUUGAUAAAGCAUGAAGAUAUUCCCAGUGUCUAAUAAUAUUUUGCACCUAAGAAUGGGUUUGACUCAAGAUCUUGGGUUACCAAGAUGUCUUCAAUGUUCAGUAAAUAUCUUACAGUCCAGUAACUUAGAACAUGUUCGCUGAUUACAUUUAAAUUUGGGGCUACAGCUUGUUACCUACAACUUUGAGAUGCUAAGAUAAUGCAAUUUUAAAUGCCCACAGGUUUUACUUGUUUUGGAGACAGACAGGGUCUCAUUCUGUCACCCAGACUAGAGUACAGUGGAACAGUCAUGGCUCACUGUAGCUUAAGCUCACUGCCCGGGCUCAAGGGAUCUCACUCUAGUCUCCCAAGCAGCUGAGACUACACCACCAUACCUGAUUUUUUACAUUUUUUCUAGAGAUGAGAUCUCGCUAUGUUGCCCAGGCUGGUCUCAUACUCCUGAGUUCAAGCAUUCCUCCCACCUCUGCCUCCCAAACUGUUGGGAUUACAGGUGUGAGCCACCAUGCCCAACACCCACUGAUCUUCAACUCUCACAUGCUGGGCAUAAGAAGUCACUAUAUAAUUGUUACUGGAAAGCAAGAUUUAAUGAACAAUUCUGACUAUGAAAAAUGGCUCUUUCAGUUUGUUCUGUAAAUAACUCAUGUAGAAAAGUGAGUUGUCAACCUCAAGAGUAUUUCUAAAAAUGUAAAUAUGUAUUAAUCCUCGUAUCUUUUAUGGCAAUUUUGCAUAUUGAUAUGAAUUAUAUAAAACUGUUUAAAAGGUAUCCUUGAAUUACUGACCACCCAUACAUGUCUAUUGUUACCAGGUUUUACAAUGCAAAUUUUCUCUAAUACCUGGGUUUAAUACAGCUCACAUCACUGAAUUUUACACGACUUUAAAUGGGUUAAUAUACAGAUUUUGUUAUAAUAAAGUUACUGAUUAAAUUA